AAAGCAAAACUGUCCAAGGAAAAAUGUCACUAGAUAAGGGAAAGGUUGAAUACACUCCGGUUACAUUUUACCACCCUGAUGUUUAUAGCCGUGAUUUCGGAACGUUUGAUGUCACUGUCUGUCGUGGUUAUGAUAAUUCUAAAGUAGUGUUAGUAGUGAUGAGUAACAAUAGCGUUCUAAAUGGAAAUCAGGUGAAGGUAGACGAAUCUGGGGUUUUGACGAAUACAAAAUCACAGCAGUACGACCCUAGAUUGCAGUCCUACUACAACUCAGCUAUGCACGUAAGAAAUUAUCGGGAAAUUCGUAAAUAUUUUGAACAAGAGAGUAACCCGAAAGUGAAGAGACUGGAUUCAGUAAAAACCUUAUCCCGUAAAAUGAGGGCGUUACUUCAUCUGUCCCGCCAGUUGACUGACAGUCUUAGUGUUCAGCCUUGUGAUAUCAAAAGAUUGGAUGACAUUGUUAAAAAUGUAGUUCGAAGCGUGCAUGCUAAAUUGAAGUCAACACAAAAUGCUAUGCUAAUCAAUAGAGAGUUAUAUGAACAGACAGAGAUAUUAAAGAAAACAUUAAAUAUGUUUUGUGUGGAGGUUAUUUGUUCCAACGAAAUAAGAAUGAAAGAGAGUAGAUUUAGCACUGAUAGUCCUAUUCAAUGCUUGAGGACUAACGAAAGAGCUUCCACAAGUGCUCAACGAGAAGACUGUCGCAAAGAAAAACUUAAAAGUCAAACUUUCAUUGAAGACGAUAGAUACAGAGACUUAAGGUCUUUUUCAUACCUCAGUUCAGAAAUCACUAACCUGAAGGAAGAUCUAGCAAAAAUGGAAUUAUCGCAUACUAUCUGUACAAACAAGACACGUCAAUCAUUUUGGCGCGCAUUGUGUAACCCAUGGAAACGGAAUAAUGACAAAGAUAAACUCAGUGAACAGUCAAAGAAUAGCCCUACUACCAGAAUUUCCAUAGACAUAGAUGGUGCCAUCCAAAAUAUUAUAAAAUAUGGUGCUACUUCUCCGGAAGAAACUCACCUUAUGAGUAUCAUUGAUGCCAGUGUUUGGGAUGAAGUGACCCGGAUGAGAAGGCAGAAUUUAGAGUCUAAACAAAUUGUACAUGAAUUACUCAAUGAAAUCGAUAAGCAAGAAAAAAACCUUCGUUCCAAGGAUUCAGAGUUGAAUGGAGCUCGAGAACAUAUUGGCAGUCUCAUACAGAAGUCAAAAAGUGAGGUGAAUAAACUUGUGACAGAGAGAGAAAAGAAACAUAUGCAUUUGGUGAAAUUAGAUCAAGAUCGUUGCAGAUUACAAGAAGAUAAAUCUUUGAUGAGUAUAGAGCUAGAGAGACUUCGUCAGACAAACCGUCGCCUGUUAAACGAAGUAUGUUGUUUACGUCAUAGUAACAGAGAAUUGGAACAGCUUAUGGAAAAGGGGCACGAUCAGCGCCUUCAAACAGAAGCGCACCCGGUGAGAGGAGCGCAAUUAAAAGGUUUUUAUGGGUCUGGGCAGUUCACACCUGGAUUGUAUCUGCGACAGGUGGCCAAUAUAUCGAGUCCGGCACUUGUUACAACAGAUAAUAUGAUGCGUUCUAGCCAGUAUAAUUUGUCAACAUGUGCAAAUUUUGAUGACUCAGAGGAGGACAGUGUAAGCAGCUGUAAUUCGAUUAAUGCAGACACAAACCACGAUGAAUUUGAUGGACACGGGCACCUAACAAAUUAAAAACAUGCAAUCAAAGAUUUAUCAUCUGAAAGUUAUGAAGUGU
Molecule: messenger RNA, 1740 nt
Organism: Anneissia japonica
Lineage: Eukaryota; Metazoa; Echinodermata; Crinoidea; Comatulida; Comatulidae
Product: fas-binding factor 1 homolog
Exons: 2
Coding region: 24-1697 (557 amino acids)
Source: RefSeq, a predicted model, not a curated record